Molecule: messenger RNA, 3688 nt
Organism: Phalacrocorax carbo (great cormorant)
Lineage: Eukaryota; Metazoa; Chordata; Aves; Suliformes; Phalacrocoracidae
Source: RefSeq, a predicted model, not a curated record
UGGCCGCCGGCCAGGUCUCCGUCCUGCGCGGAAGCCUUCCCCCGCGAGGACGGCGGGCUGCUGGCCUCCACUGGGCGGGGAACCUCGCCGGGGCGGCGUGUGUGAGGGGAGAAGAGGGACGGGACAGGCCCGCCUCGGGGGACCACCGCGGCAGCCCCGCCGAUCGCCGCCUCGCUGAAGACUUUCUCCUCAGCGGCCGGCGGCCUUUCCCGCUCCCGCCCCGCCGAGCCAGGCCCAGCCGGGCCAAAAGGGCUCCCCGCGGGCAGGCGAGGCUGGGGCCGAGGCCGCACCAUCCCCCCUCCCCGCGCCGCCGCGAUGGACUCCGGCAGCGAGACCUACGAGCUGAACGGGCAGGCGGAGGGCGCGCAGCCGGCGGCCGUCCCGCGGCACAGAACAUCACAGUGGUUUCAAAGAAAUGGAACCAUGAAUAUAAACCACUAUGCAAAUAAGAAGAGUGCUGCAGAGAGCAUGCUGGACAUUGCCCUGCUGAUGGCCAAUGCAUCCCAGCUGAAAGCUGUGAUGGAGCAAGGACCUUCUUUUUCCUUCUAUAUCCCACUUAUUGUUCUUAUCAGCCUGUCGCUCACACUGCAAGUUAUGGUGGGAGUGCUCCUGAUAUUCCUUGUAAAAUAUGACCUUAACAACCCUGCCAGACAUGGAAAGCUGGAUUUCCUCAACAACGUUGCAACUGGACUAGUAUUCAUUAUAGUAGUUGUGAAUAUUUUUAUCACUGCCUUUGGAGUGCAGAAGCCAGUUGCUGGGUCAGCAUCAGGAUAGUAAAUACAAGAUCUGAAGCAUCCAUUCUUCCAUAGAUGGCAUUUGCACUUGAGCCAGUUACGCUUGGACACAGUGGGAAAAAACAAUCUGAAGAAGCUGGACAUACCGAGCAGAUUUCUCAAGUUUCCAACAACCAACACAUUUUUGCACCUAAAAUUUUCCAAUGCGUUAAUAUUUAAACUGUUCAGCGUCUAAGGAAAAGUUGAUUUUGACCCAAGGACAUGGCUUAUCUGGAAUAUUGGCAUUUCAAUUUCUGUAGAAAUGAAUCGUUUUUCAGAGAAGUGGCAUAAACUCAUCAAACAAGAUAAUAUCAACUGGUGGCACUUCACAGGACUUCCUGUUUUUCCAUGGCUUUUGUUUUUGUGGCCCUUUGUCAUUUCCAGCAUGGUAAGAAAUAGCAGGCCUUCAGUUCUGGCAUGGUCCUUUAUUUCACUCAGUUGGGACAAAACCUACUUACUCCAUAACACAGGAGUGGUCUUCCUUUACAGUGUGCAAAGAGCUAUGCCUUGUUUUCAUUUUUUCCACUCUAGCUAAAGCAAAGAUGAGAUAAACAGAAAGAGUAGGCUAUCUUUUGUCCAGUUUUACUCACAGGUUUUUUGUCCUGUUUCUUCAUCUCUGGACCACACUUAGAAGUUCCUUCUCCUUUGUGCACAGACACAAAUAACCUAAUUGCUAAUAGUUUCUUACUAUUAACCUCUAUACUCCAUAUUCUGUGCAUUAUAUGUAUUUCUGGAAACCCUGUUAGAAGCGCUGCCUUUUCUAGGCCCAACUAGAAAACUAGGGGAUACAGGGUGAACUUCACCUGCUAAACUGAGCACCUGUCAGUGAUUCAAGUAGCAAAUUGAAAGAAGUUUAUCCCUCUAUAAAUUACUUUUCCCUCUUCUCUUCCCAAGAUGGAUUGCUGCGGUUGUGUUACUCUCAUAAGUUUAUGGCUAAAAGCAUCACUCAUUUUUUAAUUUUUACUUUUUAAAUAUAUAUAGAGAUAUAAAUAUCUUCUAGGUUCUUACCUGCUGGCUCAGGGACUGAUACUUUUUUCUAAAUACACUAUUGUUAGUAAUGGUGUAAGUUAUAAACAUUUCUACAACAAAAACCUUUCAGUAUUUUAUUUCCAGAGUAUGAUAUCUACAAACAGAAAAAUCAGUUUUCUAGAGUGUGCUUACUUGUAGAUGCAGAUUUGUACAAAUACAAAUCCAUGCUGUUAAUUUUUAAAUGCUGUCUUGCACAUAUUAAUAGAAGUUUGACUUCCAUGCUCUCAUUUCAUUUACAAUUUUUAUUGAUCACAUUUCUCUUUAGUUUUGUCUCAAGGCCAUUAAUGUACCAUAAAUUAAUUUACGUUUCCUGUAAGCAUUACUAAGAGAAAAAAAAUCAGAAACUUUUGUGAUUAGUAAUAGAAUAGACUUUUUAAUUUAUUUUUAAUUAAUCUUUUGUUGCUUCAUUUCCAACUUAACAUGUAUUUAACCAGGAUCUAGUAAGCAAUGGCUCUAGUUAUGUGUGUUGUACUAGCUCAGAGCAGGUUCUGAAAGAGGUACUCAGUACUCAGGACAAUUUUCUUUAUUUAUUUUUUACAAACCAGCAAACGGUUGAAGGACUAUUCCUAGAUAUUUUUGCUAUCGCAGUUUUGAUGCUGUAGUGUACUGAAUUGACUGGAAAAUAGAAGUUCUGAAAACCUGAAAAACCUUUCUUUUGGAGAAAAUAGGUGACUGUAGGCAUGUUCCAAGCAUGAAAUUUAUCUGUGGCUCAACAUAGGGCAGUAAUUUUGAUAAGAUUCUUGACUGUACCACCUUUGUUACCUUUCACCUUUGUACUCACUGGACUAUUUGCCUGUCUGUGCAUCUGAUUCAGCCUGGAGAGGCUCUCUGGAGUCAUCCACCUCUCUUCUGUAUAGGAAACCUUGUACCUAGCUAGAUGUCUGAAGUAGUUGCUUUGUGUUGUCCUAAAUACAUAACCCAUCCAAAAGAUAGUUACUUUUAACUUAUGCAUGAAUAUUAGACAUUUUUCAUUGCCUGAUUUGCAACUUCCUAGUUUUCUAAGCACGACAUAAAAAUAGGAAGAAAUAUGAGCAACCUGAUCUAGUUGAAGAUGGUCCUGCUCAUUGCAGGGGGAUUGGACUAGGUGACCUCUACAGGUCCCUUCCAACCCAAACCAUUCUAUGAUUCUAUGUUUCUGGCACUUAGCUAAUCCUCUCACUUUUUGCCUUGUCCUUAGUACCCUGAAGGCAGAUACAAACAUCCACUCAGGCUCUACUGCUAUUUACUGUAUUUAUACAUGGUGGUGAUUUGGCCCAAGCAGUCAAAGGGCGCUGCAGUACAGACAUACCAGGUCUUUCCCCAUUUUAUUCCCCUCAGUAUUGGACCAUAAUUUUUCAGGUAACUCAAGCAAACAAGCUGUUAUGGUAGGUUUCUCCUAAAGAAUAUAAUAGCUGUUCUUACAGCAUCUUUACUGCUAAACUGUUGUCCAAGAGAAACUACCAACUAUCCCAUCUCCCAGCGGCUUGUAGAACUAACUGGAUCCAGAGUGGUAUGGUAAGGAACACUCACCAGACGAUGACUUGUCAACUACAGAUUCCCAUGGACUUUGCGAGACGCAGGUUUUGGGACAUACAGGAGGGAAAGAAAAAACGCUUCAAGCUUGAAUGCAUUGUUGGGCGCCAAGAGCUGGAUGUGGAGAUCUGCAGUGUGGGGGUUGGUGUCUGUUCAAUUCAAGUCUUCCAGAGCCAGGCUCAGAACAACAAGCCUCCCCUGCCCCCAUGAUCCCUUCUGCCUUCUGAGUUCCUGAAAGUGUGACUGAAGCAUCACAACAAAAAAUGAUCUGAAAGCCAUCCAUCUGACUACAAGACUGUACUGGGCAUCAGCAGGAUCCAACGUGCAACUGGAUGCCUUUUUUUAAAUAAAAAGGAUGCUAGUUUAUUACCGUG